CGGAUCAUCGCCACUCUCCGAGACUCCAAUCAGAACCAAAUUGGUGCCGCCAAAGCAGACCUCAGCGCCGCGGAGAAGAGAGUGGAGAAGAAAAUGGCGAAACUGAACCAGGAGCUGACACGGGUGGACACCCGGGUACAUACCAUGCAGGAAGAGGUCAACGUCCUGCGAUCCUACAUGGACAAGGAGUAUCCCCUGAAGGCCGUCCAGAUCGCCUCCCUUCUGCGCACCAUCCGGAACCUGAACGAGGAGCAGCAGGAUGAAUUGGAAGACACCGAAGAUCUGGCCAGGCGCUUCCUGGACACCUUAACUAAAAAAGCCAGAGACGAGCAGGAGCGCAUUCUGCAUUCUGUGGCCGAUAAAAAGCUCUUGCAGUACCAGGACGGACUGGAGCAGAUGCACCGGAACAACACGGAGCUGAGAAGACAGAUCGACGUGCAAAAGGAGAGGCUCUCGAAGAGCAAGAUGGCCAGCCUGGAGGAGCUGAAGCGCCAUUCCUUGGUGCUCCUGGAGAAGAACACAGACCUGAUGGAGACCAUCCAGGAGGCGGAAGCCAAUUCGGCCUACCAGGCCAGGACCCUCCUGCAGCAGUACGACAUGUUUGGGAAAGAUUGGGCCAGCCUAGUCACCAAACCAAAGAACUUCACCUCCAGCGAUAGGAAUUAA
This is a messenger RNA of Thamnophis sirtalis, 666 nucleotides long. The record is from RefSeq and is a predicted model, not a curated record. Lineage: Eukaryota; Metazoa; Chordata; Lepidosauria; Squamata; Natricidae.